AUGGUUGGACUUAGACGAGCUAUCCAGUGCAGUGAUUUGAAUGAAGAAGAACAUGUUAAUAAUACUCCUUUUUAUUUGCAGCUUCCAAUAAAAGCUGGCCAACAGAAUACCCACACCAGAGUCAGCACAGAACAUAACAAGGAAUGCCUCAUAAACAUUUCCAAGUACAAGUUUUCCCUGGUCAUAAGUGGUCUCACUAAUAUCUUAAAAAAUGUUAAUAAUAUGAGGAUAUUUGGAGAAGCUGCUGAAAAGAAUUUAUAUCUCUCUCAGCUGAUUAUAUUGGAUACACUGGAAAAAUGUCUUGCAGGGCAACCAAAGGACACCAUGCGGCUAGAUGAGACGAUGCUGGUCAAACAGUUGCUGCCAGAAAUAUGCCACUUUAUCCACACCUUCCGUGAAGGAAACCAACAUGCAGCCGAGCUUCGCAAUUCUGCCUCUGGGGUUCUUUUCUCUCUCAGCUGCAAUAACUUUAAUGCCGUCUUUAGCCGCAUUUCCACCAGAUUACAGGAGCUGACUAUGUGCUCGGAAGAUAAUGCUGAUGUUCAUGAUAUUGAACUCUUACAGUACAUCAGUGUGGACUGUGCAAAACUAAAACGACUAUUGCAAGAGACAGUGUUUAAGUUUAAAGCCCUAAAGAAAGUAGCUCAACUGGCUGUUAUUAACAGUCUUGAAAAGGCAUUUUGGAAUUGGGUGGAAAACUAUCCUGAUGAAUUCACAAAACUGUACCAGACACCACAGACCGAUAUGGCUGACUGCGCAGAGAAGUUGUUUGACUUGGUGGAUGGCUUUGCCGAAAGCACAAAGCGGAAAGCAGCAGUUUGGCCACUGCAAAUCAUUCUUCUCGUCCUGUGUCCAGAGAUCAUCCAAGAUAUAGCUAAGGAUGUGGUGGAAGAAACCAAAAUAAACAAGAAACUGUUUCUGGACAACCUCAGGAAAGCGCUGGCAGGCCAUGGUGGGAGCAGACAGCUGACUGAAAGUGCUGCUAUUGCUUGUGUUAAACUGUGCAAAGCGUCUACAUACAUCAACUGGGAGGAUAACUCUGUCAUUUUCCUUCUGGUGCAGUCCAUGGUGGUAGAUCUCAAGAACUUGCUGUUUAAUCCGAGUAAGCCAUUCUCAAGAGGUAAUCAGAAUGCAGAUGUGGAUCUUAUGAUUGACUGCUUAGUUUCCUGCUUCCGCAUAAACCCCCACAACAACCAACAUUUUAAGAUCUGCUUGGCGCAGAAUUCCCCAUCAACAUUUCAUUAUGUCUUGGUAAAUUCACUUCACCGAAUAAUCACAAAUUCUGCACUGGACUGGUGGCCCAAGAUUGAUGCUGUUUACUGUCACUCUGUGGAACUCCGCAGCAUGUUCAGUGAAACACUUCAUAAAGCUAUACAGGGUUGUGGGACUCACGCGACAAUUCGGAUGACCCCGAGUCUUACAUUAAGAGAGAAAAUGACAAGCCUUAAAUUUAAAGAAAAACCCACAGACUUGGAAACCAGAAGUUAUAAGUUUUUGCUAUUAGCCUUGGUAAAACUGAUCCAUGCUGAUCCAAAGCUCUUGCUAUGUAAUCCAAGGAAGCAGGGGCCGGAGACCCAGGGUAGCACUGCUGAAUUAAUUACAGGACUUGUGCAACUUGUUCCACAGUCCAAUAUGCCAGAAAUAGCACAAGAAGCCAUGGAGGCCUUGCUAGUUCUUCAUCAGUUAGACAGCAUUGACUUAUGGAAUCCAGAUGCGCCAAUAGAAACAUUUUGGGAGAUUAGUUCACAAAUGCUUUUUUAUAUCUGCAAGAAACUAACUAAUCAUCAGAUACUCAGCAAUACAGAAAUCCUCAAGUGGCUGCGAGAGAUUCUGAUCUGUAGGAAUAAGUUUCUUCUAAAAAAUAAACAAUCAGAUAGGAGUUCCUGUCAUUUUCUCUUCCUUUAUGGGGUAGGAUGCGAUGUCUCUGGGGGUGGAGCUAGUCAAAUUUCUCUUGACCAUGAAGAGAUGGUACGCUGUGCCCCAGGAGCUUCAUUCAGGAAAGGGAAAGGGAACUCUUCUAUGGAAAGUACAGCAGGAUGCAGCGGAACAUCAAUCUGUCGUCAAGCCCAGACAAAAUUGGAGGUUGCUUUGUAUAUGUUUCUGUGGAGCCCCGACAUAGAGGCAGUCCUAGUUGCAAUGUCCUGUUUCCGUCACCUUUGUGAGGAAGCGGACAUCAGGUGUGGAGUAGAUGAAGUCUCGGUCCAUAAUUUUUUGCCAAACUACAACACUUUCAUGGAAUUUGCAUCUGUUAGCAAUAUGAUGUCAACAGGGAGAGCAGCUCUUCAGAAAAGAGUCAUGGCAUUAUUAAGACGCAUUGAACAUCCAACUGCAGGCAAUACUGAAGCUUGGGAAGAUACACAUACGAAAUGGGAACAAGCUACAAAACUAAUACUCAAUUUUCCAAAGACUAAAAUGGAAGAUGGCCAGGUUACCGAAAGUCUUCACAAGACAAUUGUGAAGAGACGAAUGUCUCAUGUGAGUGGUGGAGGGUCCAUUGACCUCUCUGACACAGAUUCUCUUCAGGAAUGGAUCAACAUGACAGGGUUUUUAUGUGCUCUUGGGGGAGUUUGCCUACAGCAUCGUAGCAAUGCAGGAUUAGCAACCUAUAGUCCACCGAUGGGCCCAGUCAAUGAGCGCAAAGGCUCCAUGAUAUCUAUGGUGUCCACUGAUGGAAAUACAGAGACUCCUGUUAGCAAAUUCUUAGAUCGAUUAUUGUCCUUAAUGGUCUGUAAUCAUGAGAAAGUGGGACUUCAGAUACGGACUAAUAUAAAAGAUCUAGUGGGUUUGGAAUUGAGUCCAGCACUUUAUCCAAUGCUGUUUAACAAACUGAAGAAUACCAUCAGCAAAUUUUUUGACUCUCAAGGCCAGGUUUUGUUAACUGAGACCAAUACACAAUUUGUAGAGCAGACCAUCGCUAUAAUGAAGAACCUACUUGAUAAUCAUACUGAAGGGAGCUCAGAACAUCUGGGACAAGCUAGUAUAGAGACAAUGAUGCUAAAUCUAGUCAGAUAUGUGCGUGUGCUUGGCAACUUGGUACAUGCGAUUCAAAUAAAAACUAAACUCUGUCAAUUAGUGGAGGUAAUGAUGGAAAGGAGAGAUGAUCUUUCAUUUUGCCAGGAGAUGAAAUUCAGGAAUAAAAUGGUGGAGUAUCUAACAGACUGGGUUAUGGGCACGUCCAAUCAGGCAACAGAUGAAGAUGUAAAAUGCCUGACAAGAGAUUUGGACCAGGCCAGCAUGGAAGCAGUGGUUUCUCUUCUUGCUGGGCUUCCACUACAGCCCGAAGAGGGAGAUGGUGUCGAGUUAAUGGAAGCAAAAUCCCAGUUGUUUCUUAAAUAUUUCACUCUCUUUAUGAACCUCCUCAAUGAUUGUAGUGAAGUGGAAGAUGAAAGUGCGCAAACAGGUGGCAGGAAACGUGGCAUGUCUCGAAGACUGGCUUCACUGCGGCACUGUACCGUGCUUGCAAUGUCAAAUUUACUUAAUGCUAAUGUGGACAGUGGCCUUAUGCACUCAAUAGGCUUAGGUUAUCACAAAGAUCUCCAAACAAGAGCUACGUUCAUGGAAGUCCUCACCAAAAUCCUACAACAGGGUACAGAAUUUGAUACACUAGCAGAAACGGUACUAGCAGAUCGAUUUGAGAGAUUGGUGGAAUUGGUUACAAUGAUGGGUGACCAAGGAGAGCUACCUAUUGCUAUGGCUUUGGCCAAUGUGGUGCCUUGUUCACAGUGGGAUGAACUAGCUCGUGUUCUGGUCACUCUUUUUGAUUCCCGGCACUUGCUGUACCAGCUGCUCUGGAACAUGUUUUCUAAGGAAGUUGAACUGGCAGAUUCCAUGCAGACUCUCUUCAGAGGAAAUAGUUUGGCCAGUAAAAUAAUGACUUUCUGUUUUAAGGUUUAUGGUGCAACAUAUCUGCAGAAGCUGUUGGAACCUUUAUUAAGAACUGUGAUCAUGUCCCCGGAAUGGCAACAUGUCAGCUUUGAGGUGGAUCCUACAAGGUUGGAGCCAACGGAAAGCCUUGAUGACAACCAGCGGAGUCUGCUGCAAAUGACUGAAAAAUUCUUUCAUGCAAUCAUUAAUUCCUCCUCAGAGUUUCCACCGCAGCUUCGCAGUGUGUGCCACUGUCUGUACCAGGCAACUUGCCACUCCCUACUGAAUAAAGCUACCGUAAAAGAAAAAAAGGAAAACAAAAAAUCAGUUGUAAGCCAGCGAUUUCCUCAGAACAGUAUUGGAGCGGUCGGAAGUGCCAUGUUCCUACGGUUUAUCAAUCCUGCGAUUGUUUCUCCUUAUGAGGCAGGGAUUUUAGAUAAAAAACCUCCACCAAGAAUUGAAAGAGGAUUGAAGUUAAUGUCAAAGAUACUUCAAAGUAUUGCCAACCAUGUCUUAUUUACAAAAGAAGAACACAUGCGGCCUUUUAAUGAUUUUGUAAAAAGCAACUUUGAUGCAGCACGGAGGUUUUUCCUUGAUAUUGCAUCUGAUUGUCCUGCUAGUGACACUGUCAAUCACAGCCUCUCUUUUAUCAGUGAUGGCAAUGUACUUGCUUUGCAUCGUUUGCUCUGGAACAAUCAAGAGAAAAUUGGCCAGUAUCUUUCCAGCAACAGGGACCACAAAGCUGUUGGAAGACGACCAUUUGACAAAAUGGCUACUCUCCUUGCCUACUUGGGCCCACCUGAGCAUAAGCCUGUGGCAGACACGCACUGGUCCAGUCUAAAUCUCACCAGUUCCAAAUUUGAAGAAUUUAUGACCAGGCACCAAGUGCAUGAAAAAGAAGAGUUCAAGGCCCUGAAAACAUUAAAUAUUUUCUACCAAGCUGGGACAUCAAAAGCUGGCAAUCCUGUUUUCUACUAUAUUGCGCGGCGGUUCAAGACGGGUCAAAUCAAUGGCGACCUACUGAUAUACCACGUCCUGCUAACUUUGAAGCCAUACUAUGCUAAGCCAUAUGAGAUUGUAGUGGACCUCACUCACGCGGGCCCCAGCAAUCGGUUUAAAACAGACUUCCUUUCCAAGUGGUUUGUAGUUUUUCCAGGCUUUGCUUAUGAAAAUGUCUCAGCAGUUUUUAUUUACAACUGUAACUCCUGGGUCAGAGAAUACACAAAAUACCAUGAAAGGCUUCUGACAGGCCUGAAGGGCAGCAAAAGGCUUAUUUUCAUAGACUCACCUGGGAAAUUGGCAGAGCACAUUGAACACGACCAGCAGAAGCUUCCAGCAGCUACCUUGGCUUUGGAAGAGGACCUGAAGGUUUUCCAUAACGCACUCAAAUUGGCCCACAAGGACACCAAAGUUUCUAUUAAAGUUGGGUCUACUGCUGUGCAGGUAACAUCAGCAGAGCGAACAAGAGUCCUUGGCCAAACAGUGUUUCUGAAUGACAUUUACUAUGCCUCUGAGAUUGAGGAAAUAUGCCUGGUUGAUGAGAACCAGUUCACCUUAACGAUUGCCAACCAAGGCACACCACUUACCUUCAUGCAUCAGGAGUGCGAAGCCAUCGUUCAGUCCAUCAUCCACAUAAGGACUCGAUGGGAGCUGUCGCAACCAGAUUCCAUUCCGCAGCAUACGAAAAUCCGUCCUAAGGAUGUUCCUGGAACGCUUCUGAAUAUAGCACUGCUUAAUCUGGGAAGCUCAGACCCAAGUUUGCGGUCCGCUGCCUAUAAUCUUCUGUGUGCCUUAACCUGUACCUUUAAUUUAAAGAUUGAGGGUCAGUUACUGGAAACUUCAGGUCUCUGUAUCCCUGCCAACAACACCCUUUUUAUUGUGUCUAUUAGUAAAACCCUGGCAGCUAAUGAGCCACACCUUACCUUAGAAUUUUUGGAAGAGUGCAUCUCUGGAUUUAGCAAAUCUAGUAUUGAACUGAAGCACCUUUGCCUGGAGUACAUGACACCGUGGUUAUCAAAUCUAGUCCGGUUCUGUAAACACAAUGAUGAUGCCAAACGUCAGCGAGUCACUGCGAUUCUGGAUAAGCUUAUAACAAUGACAAUAAAUGAAAAACAGAUGUAUCCUUCCAUUCAAGCGAAAAUAUGGGGAAGCCUUGGACAGAUAACUGAUCUACUUGAUGUAGUGCUAGACAGUUUCAUCAAAACCAGUGCAACAGGGGGCUUAGGAUCCAUAAAAGCUGAGGUUAUGGCAGAUACAGCUGUAGCUCUGGCUUCUGGAAAUGUGAAGCUGGUUUCAAGCAAAGUAAUUGGAAGGAUGUGCAAAAUAAUCGACAAGACCUGUCUAUCUCCAACUCCUACAUUAGAACAACACCUGAUGUGGGAUGAUAUUGCCAUUCUAGCACGUUACAUGCUGAUGCUCUCCUUUAACAACUCUCUUGAUGUGGCAGCGCAUCUCCCCUACCUCUUCCAUGUAGUUACUUUGUUGGUGGCCACUGGUCCUCUUUUCCUUAGAGCUUCCACCCAUGGCCUGGUCAUCAACAUCAUUCAUUCUCUGUGCACUUGUUCGCAGCUUCACUUUAGUGAGGAGACCAAGCAAGUUUUGAGAUUGAGCCUGACCGAGUUCUCGCUGCCCAAAUUUUAUUUGCUGUUUGGAAUCAGCAAAGUGAAAUCAGCAGCUGUCAUAGCAUUCCGAUCCAGUUAUCGAGAUAGGUCGUUCUCUCCUGGGUCCUACGAGAGGGAGACAUUUGCAUUGACUUCCCUGGAAACAGUUACUGAAGCUUUGCUGGAGAUCAUGGAGGCUUGUAUGAGAGAUAUUCCAACGUGCAAGUGGCUGGACCAGUGGACGGAGCUAGCACAGAAGUUUGCAUUCCAGUAUAAUCCAUCCCUCCAGCCAAGAGCGCUGGUUGUCUUUGGCUGUAUCAGUAAACGAGUGUCCCAUGGGCAGAUAAAACAAAUAAUCCGAAUUCUCAGCAAGGGACUUGAGAGCUGUUUAAAAGGCCCUGAUAAUUAUAACAGCCAAGUUCUAAUUGAAGCCACAGUUAUAGCACUCACCAAGCUGCAGCCACUUCUUAAUAAGGACUCUCCUAUGCACAAGGCUCUCUUCUGGGUGGCAAUGGCAGUGCUGCAGCUAGAUGAAGUUAACCUGUAUUCUGCAGGUACAGCACUACUUGAACAGAAUCUCCAUACCUUAGAUAGUCUUCGGGUAUUCAAUGACAAAAGUCCGGAAGAAGUGUUCAUGGAAAUCAGGAGACCAUUGGAAUGGCACUGCAAACAGAUGGAUCAUUUUGUAGGACUCAAUUUCAACUCUAACUUUAACUUUGCACUAGUGGGGCACCUUCUAAAAGGAUACAGGCAUCCUUCUCCUAUGAUUGUAGCAAGGACAGUAAGGAUUUUACACACACUACUCUCUCUGGUUAACAAACACAGGAACUGUGACAAGUUCGAAGUGAAUACCCAGAGCGUGGCUUAUCUAGCAGCUCUGCUGACAGUAUCUGAGGAAGUUCGAAGUCGCUGCAGUUUAAAACACAGGAAAUCUCUCUUGCUGACAGAUGUUUCAAUGGAAAAUGUUCCUAUGGAUACAUAUCCCAUACAUCACAGUGACACCAGCUGUAGGACACUAAAAGAAAAUCAACCGUGGUCUUCUCCAAAGGGAUCAGACAGACAUCUUGCUGCCAGUUACCCCACAGCAGGACAGAUUAGCCCUCGAACACGAAAAUCCAUGAGCUUGGAUAUGGGACAGCCUUCACAAGCUAACACUAAAAAACUGCUGGGUACAAGGAAAAGUUUUGACCACCUGAUAUCAGACACAAAGGCUCCUAAAAGGCAAGAAAUGGAAUCUGGAACCACUACACCCCCCAAGAUGAGGAGAGUAGCUGAAAACGACUAUGAAAUUGAAACCCAGAGAAUAUCACCACAGCAACACCCACAUCUUCGGAAAGUUUCUGUAUCGGAGUCAAAUGUCCUCCUAGAUGAAGAGGUUCUUACUGAUCCAAAAAUUCAAGCCUUGCUGCUUACAGUCCUUGCAACCUUAGUAAAGUACACUACAGACGAAUUUGACCAGCGAAUUCUUUAUGAGUAUUUAGCAGAAGCCAGUGUUGUCUUCCCAAAGGUCUUUCCCGUUGUGCACAAUUUAUUGGACUCCAAGAUCAAUACUCUUUUGUCGCUGUGCCAAGAUCCAAAUUUGUUGAAUCCAAUUCAUGGGAUAGUUCAGAGUGUUGUCUACCACGAAGAGUCUCCACCUCAAUACCAAACUUCUUACCUACAAAGUUUUGGAUUUAACGGGUUGUGGAGGUUUGCUGGACCAUUUUCUAAGCAAACACAAAUCCCAGACUAUGCUGAGCUUAUAGUGAAGUUUCUUGAUGCCUUGAUUGACACCUAUUUGCCUGGAAUUGAUGAGGAAGUCAGCGAGGAAUCCCUGUUGACCCCUACAUCUCCAUAUCCUCCUGCAGUGCAGAGCCAGCUUAGUAUUACUGCUAACCUUAACCUCUCUAAUUCCAUGACCUCACUUGCAACUUCCCAGCAUUCCCCAGCUUCUCUGCCUUGCUCUAAAUCAGCAGUUUUCAUGCAGCUUCCUCAUCAAGGAAUUGACAAGGAGAACGUGGAACUCUCGCCUACCACGGGACACUCCAACAGCGGAAGGACACGCCACGGGUCUGCGAGUCAAGUGCAAAAGCAGCGAAGUGCCGGCAGUUUCAAACGUCACAGCAUUAAAAAGAUUGUGUGAAGCUUUUUUUUGGAAACUAACUGACAUACUUGGGCUUCUCACUCGUGGCCCUCCACCAGUUGCGAUGCUGCACUUAAUUUUUAACGUUCCCAUCCUGUCAGCCGCGUUGCCAGAUGAUCAACUCUUGAAACAUUGCCUGAGUUUUAAUGCCUUCUUUACCCUUCUCCUGUUUUUUGAUUUAAGCCAGUGCUCCGGAACCAUUCUACAAAACGGUGUGUAAAUCCCGAAGAACUUUUUAGGAGCUGCAGUAGAAACUCAAUUAUUGAAAUGGUUCAAAACUUACGAAGUGGAUUACGAGGAUAGAACUGAAUUUAGGAAUAGAGCAGUGACCAGUGCCAGGUACUAAGCUGUUAAGCAUUCAUAGUCUGCGACAUCACAGAUAAAAUCUCUCAUCUAGUACAUCCAGAUGUGUAGUAGUCAGUUGCUAAAUCACCAUCAUUUAAAUCUCUGGAUCAUACUGAAUCAGGCUAAUUCAUAACUCUUUCAUUUUUGUUAGACAGCAAAACUUGAAGGAAUCUAAUGUUAUUUUUCACUGUAUUGGGGAGUAGGAAAAAAUCUUUUAAAGUUAACAGGCUGUUAGAAAAACGUGGCUUUUAGGUCUUUCCGUUUCCCUUGGAGCUCAUUUUCCAAAAAGUUGCUUUUUUGGGUUAGGUUGAGAGCAUCUGAAAGCAUCUUCUUCAUUGAUCUGAGGCUGCCCAAAUAAAGCAUUUGGAAAUAAUGAAAAUUUAAAACGCAUGCUGUGGAAUCAAAGUGAACAAAUUUUAUUUUUUAAUUUUAAGAGUUACUGCGAUCUCUUGAUCCCAGUUAGCCAAAAAAUGAUUUCACAUCAGCAUGAUAACAUAGUAACUCAUUUAGUAUACCCUUGGGUGUGAGGGAAGGAAACCUGCCAUGUAACCUUUCCACUAUUGGGCUUAGAUCUGGACAUUUCAGAGCAUGGGUGUCAAACUCAUUUGGCUGAGAACACUGAAUUCCAUGUUUAAUUCUGGUCUGUGGGCCAGGGUAUAAAUGCAGGACCAUACUCCUGACAUUGCACAGUGGAACACAACACUUCUUCGGACACUGGUGUAAAGAUUAGGGCACAAAUAUGGCCUUCAUGUAGUGAGUAAAUAUCCAUUAGUAGUUAUUUGUUCAGUGCCUUACUGUUGCAUUUAUCACUGGGAAAACCUGCUUGCUUACCCAUUGCACCCACUGAUCUUUUUGCCCUUUUCUUUCUCUUCCUCCUAAAUCCUUUUCUCUGUCCUUCUUGUCUCACCCCCGCCCCCACACUUUUUAGUUUCCUCUGUCCUUUGCUUUGGAUUUCAUUCCCUGAAGCCACCCCAAAUUCCCAACCCAGUCUGUUUUGUUCCCUUCCAGGAUUCCUAUUCUGUCUUCUAAAGCAAUCAGUAAUUAGUUAAGACGGCCCCUGAAGCAUCAUCAUUGGACUGGAAAUUUAAUACGCCUGCCUAGAGCAUGGGAAUUCAGCUCUCCAAAUCAUUGUUUUAGGCAGCCAUCACUGCACCCGUUACACUGUAUGCACUCUUUUAGCCCGUGUGCAGACAUUCAGUUUCUACUGGGAGAUCUGCCACUUACCCAGUAGAAACCACAAGUGUACAGAUGUUCCAGCUUGUUCUCCUGGAGCAAAAAUGGCAGUUCCAGGAGAAAACUUGACUACAAACAGGUAGAAAACACUUGCUGGAGAGCUUCUCCUGGGAGAAUGAAUGUCUUCACACUUUCCUGUAACAACUCCUCCUGGGGACCAGGAGAAGCGGAGCUGUGGGGCAAGGCUCCCGUGCCUUCCAGAGACUGGGGGUUGCACCAGUCUGGAGAAGGUGCAAGGGGGCAGCUUCUACCCCGCCUGUAAGCAGUGGUGGGGAGGAAAGGAGAGAGGAUCAGCCAGCAGCUGCUCCCUGCCUGCGUUGCCUCUGCAUCCGUGGCACCUACUUACUACUACUUUUUCCACAAAUGCUUAGGGUCUGGAGAACCAGGGUGACAUGCAGACCACAUAAAUGCAUCUUGGAGACUGAAGGUUUGACACCCCUGUUCUAGAACGUGUUAUCCAUUCUGCAUUGUCCACAUGACGUACUGUAAAAAGAAUUAACAUUUGCUCGUCUGUAUUCUCCCCGACUUAAAGUUAACUCAGUAGUAUUAUAAUAGUACAUAAACUACCUGUUAAUUAUGCCAGUGUUUCUGCUUUAAUGUGCAUGAGACUUAUUUUCCACAAACAGGAAGCAUUUCAAAUAAGCAUUGUGAACUGAGCAUUUGGGAAAGUGCCAGUGCUCUAUUCCUAAUUGGUUUGUAGGUUUUAGGUCCUUUUUCUGUUUCAUUCGAAGGUCAUUUUUUUUUCCUCAAAUGUAAUAAAGCACGUCUUAAUGUUAUGCAACAGACUUGCCACAGAAAGUCACUUUUAGUGUUGGCCACACAGUUUUUUUUAAUGCAGUAUAUUCACCUGUAAAUAGUUUUUGUGUAAAAUUUGACAGAAAAGUAUAUUUACUACACUGUAAAUACAUGUGACAAUAUAUUGUAUUAUUUUGCUUUUUUGUAAAGCAGUUAGUUGCUGUAUAUGUAUAACAUACAAAUUUGAUUAUUCUAGUGUUAGUAAUUGUUAACUACUACUUCUCCUUCCUGCUGUUGCGUUAUGUCAUUUAAAGAAAAAAAAAUGCUGUGUACUAUAAACUUACACUGUGUAUGAUACCUUAUUCUUUCCAUUUGGGCCUCAACUUUGAAAAUGUUUCCUUGAUCUACAAUCCUGUUAAUAUUGUAAGCAAAGUGUGUGGCAGCCGGUAAAAAAAAAAAAAAACCAACAAACCAACAAAAAGCCCUGCCGACUCCCACACGCAGUUGGUAACUGUAGGUAAAAAAACUGUAGAAAACAUGGUUUCAGAUAAUUGUUGUUCGCCCCAUUCCCCCCUCAUGUAUGUACUUCCCUUUUUUGAAGUAAAAUGUAAAUUCAACCUGC
Alligator sinensis (Chinese alligator) is the source of this 11521-nucleotide messenger RNA. It is a transcript of the gene NF1, whose product is annotated as neurofibromin 1. The coding region runs from base 1 to 8586 and encodes 2861 amino acids. Gene Ontology annotation, biological process: regulation of GTPase activity. The record is from RefSeq and is a predicted model, not a curated record. NCBI's taxonomy places the organism in Eukaryota, Metazoa, Chordata, Crocodylia, Alligatoridae. The transcript has 60 exons.